Colletotrichum siamense is the source of this 510-nucleotide messenger RNA. RefSeq names its product Cytochrome c oxidase polypeptide 5. Gene Ontology annotation, biological process: mitochondrial electron transport, cytochrome c to oxygen. Bases 1 to 510 code for a protein of 169 amino acids. The transcript has 3 exons. Lineage: Eukaryota; Fungi; Ascomycota; Sordariomycetes; Glomerellales; Glomerellaceae. The record is from RefSeq and is a predicted model, not a curated record.
AUGUUCAGAACCCCCACCGUUUCCCUGGCCCGCGCCGGCCUGCGCGCCGCUACCCAGCAAUCCGUCAUCCGCCGCGCCGCCACCACCCACGCCAUCUCCAACCCUACGCUCGCCAACAUCGAGAAGAGAUGGGAGGGCAUGCCUCUCCAGGAGCAGGCCGAGCUCUGGAUGGCGCUGAGAGACCGCAUGAAGGGCCCCUGGGCUGAGUUGACCCUGCAGGAGAAGAAGGCCGCCUACUGGAUCGCCUUCGGCCCCCACGGUCCCCGCGCCGGCCCUGCCCCCGGUGAGGGUGCCCGCGUCUUCUGGGGUGUCAUGGCCUCCAUCGCCGCUACCUUCGUUAUCUUCGGCUCCGUCCGCAUGCUCGCCGGCCCUGCUCCCGACACCAUGACCAAGGAGUACCAGGAGGCUUCCAACGAGUUCCUCAAGGCACAAAAUUCCGACCCCAUCACCGGUCUCUCUUCCGAGGGCUACUCUGGCAAGGGCAUGGUCCAGUCUCCUCCCAAGAACUAA